ACAUAUGUACAUAUCUUUGUAAACGCAUGUAAAGGCGAAUCUCGUCGUUGAUUAUCCUGGAUUUCCACGACGCUCACUGGUGUCUCGGCAACCAUUAGCCCACGAAUAGCAAGGAAAAGGCACCAUGGACGAUCUUAUAAAGACUUUAAUUGCUGAGGUCAAGUCGCAGGGCGUCUUCGAUGAAUUCCGCUUUAACUGCUGCCUGGCAGACGUGGACACGAAGCCCGCGUACCAGAAUGUGCGCACUCGGGUGGAGACGGCGGUCAAUGAUUUUUUGGCUAAGCAGCACUGGACGCCCGAGACCAACAAGGUUCAGCUACGAGAGAGGCUGCGCAAGCACCUCCUUGACUCCGAUGUCCUGGACAAGGGUGUCGACCAAAUCGUGGAUCAGGUGGUCAAUCCCAAGGUGGCCACCAUCUUCGAGCCGAGAAUCGAAAGCAUCGUCUACAAGUACCUGGGCAUCACACCUCCGCCGCCACCGCCAGCGAGAUCCUCAAUGUUGUCCGCACCACCUUUGCCGCCAUUUGCUGGGCACAUGAACGGCAGCAGCAGCCUGCUCAAUGUGGAGACUCCCGCUGGCCUCCUGCCCACCGACUUAGAGCAGAUCAGUCCGGACUCAGACCGGGCCACAGUCAAGUCGGAGGUUAAGGAUGAGGAUUUGCCUCCCGGAGUAGAUGAAGAAGACUUAUCGAGGUCGUAUGAGCCUAUGAAUGAGUUGAAACCACUUGAUAGCAAGGAGUUGAACAACGGCUCCCUUAACAAUUCGGAUUCAAUCAACGGGGUCUCACAGGCGUCACAAUUGUCACAGGUAUCUAGCGACAGCCGCUUAACCAUCGCCUCGUCCACGGAAUCGGUGGCCGAUGCUCACCAGACCACGUCAACACUCAAAAGCGGGGAUCCAGCGAACAUUUCCGAAGAGGCUCAGAUGCCAAAGUUCAGUGAGAACUCCAGUGAUGCUUGUGUUAAAGCAGGGGAGAACGGUAGUCGCCAACUGCAUUUCGACAUAAAGCAAGAUGCUAUUACCUUUGAGGGUACAGAGCGAAAAAACUCUACGUCGAAGGACACUAACGGUGACCGCCAUGCUCUUUCCAUCGAAGAUGCCAUUAUGUCGGAGUUGAAGGCAAACAUAGACGAUGCCAAUAAUGUCGAACCAGAGGCUGUUCAACUGCCAGUGCCGCCAAAAGUUGAUCCUCCUCCUCCGCCACCCCUACCAAAAUCUGAGCCCCUACCCGCGCUUCAACCACCAGCACUGCAUGAAAUUCACCCACCUCCUCCCCCAGCGCAAAUUAUAGUUGCGCCACCUCCUCCUCCACCAACUAUAGAUCAGCCUCCUCCACCACCAGAACCAUCUAAAGUUGAGCUACCACCACCGCCAGCCCCACCAACAGUUAAUCCACCUCCAACGCCACAAGUGACAGAGAAAAAUGGAUCUAUUAAAGAGGACGCAUUGGAUUCGACAUCCAAAGAGACUGAUAACUUAGAAGAACUACCUAAUGCGUUAGAUGCUGGGGUCAAAAAGGAUGCACAGAUUCCAUCUAAAGCUGAGGCCAAUGAAGACCAACCGCCCCCACAAGAAGUGAAAACUCCUAAAGAGGAGGUUGCGAAAUCGUCUAUGUCCAUAGCGUCACCAAUAUCUGCGUCAAAGAGUCAUUCAAAGUCAAGGGAUAAAGAAAAGGACCGACGACAUCACAGCCACUCACAUGAUAAGCAGCGACGCAGGAGCAGAGAUAGAGAUCGGGAUCGAGAUCGUAGUCGCGACAAAUCUCACAGCAAACAUUCCUCGAGUUCUAGUUCCAAGCACUCCUCAUCGCACUCCUCAAGUUCGAAACAUAGGAGCAGUAGCUCCAAGAACGAUAAGAGUUCAAGCUCAUCUAGCCGAAGCAAUCGCGAGUCAUCCUCUUCUAAACGCUCGAGCACAACAUCUUCAUCUCGUCACGAAUCCUCCUCACACAAAAAACACAAAUCGAGUUCAUAUUCAUCCCGAUCGGAUCGAGAUAAAAACAAGGAAAAGGAAAAGGAGACUCAAAGUCGCAGCCACCAUAGCAGCAGCAAUUCAUCGUCAUCCUCAAAGCGGAGAGAUCACGAUAAGGGCCGCGAUCGUGAUCGUAACAAGUCAAACAACUCAGGCAAUUCGCAGACUAAAGCUAUCCAGGAUGAUCACAACGAGAACAAAGUCAAGUUAAAACAUCGCCGGAGCUCAGACUCUAACGACGAGGGCAAGCCGCCUAGUUCCGAUGGCAUAAGAAAGACUUCGCAACCAGAAAUUUCCCCAGCUCCAGAGAAAGCUGAUGCGCCUGCGGAGAACGGCAAUGGCACGAAUGGAAACUCUAACGGUAGCAGCAAUGGUGGAUGUGAUAGUGCAGUUAGUGUAGUUAUUGUUAGCGACAUCCUUCAGCAAUCCUCCACCAGUUUCAUUGAACUGACUGCUGGUUCCCAGUCACAUAAGGUAUUAGAGACUAAUAAACUAGAAGCCAUCGAUAUUGACGAAAAAAGAAACAAUAAUCAGCCGGAAACACGAGAAUCGGAGGCUAAAAAAAAUAAUUUUAAUUCAGAAGAUAAAGAAGAAGAACUUCAUAUUGCAGACAAAUCCGUACCUGAUUCUCCAGUCAAAGAAAGCAAAGUCGACGGCUUAGAAACUGAACCAGUGCCGACCAAUGAAACAAAAAAGAAGCUUGCUAAGGAAAGUGUACCAGAGAAUCUUCACAACGCUGUAGAGACUUCGGAUCCCAUUGAAGUCAGGCAACUGGAAGAACAACCGAAAAAAGCUGAUAAACCCGCCUCUCAAAUCCAAAACUCGAAUGACCAAGGUGACGAAUUAGUUGCCGACUUUGUUACCCACUUCGAAGAAAACUCAGACGAGUUUAAGCCGCGUCUGCAGCUGAUCAACCAACUGAUACAGGAUUACCAGAGUUUCGUGAACAGACUGAGCGCAGAUGGAUUACAAGACGAGCCAGUGGAUGUACGUGCAUUGCGAAGGAGCAUAUCCAAGCGAAGGCGGAGCAGUUUGCUGGAGCAGCAGCAAGUGGUGCGGGAAUCCACACCGGCGAGGCUUAGUAGUCCCAGCAGCAGCACCUCCGGUAGUCCGGCUAAGAGGUUACGACGGGAGGAACCGAAAUCAUCGCCAACGCCAUCUGAUGGCAGCAUAAACUCCAAGGAGAACGAGGCUUUGGAAAAACAGGAGCAUGACGCCCUGUCCGCCAGGCGACUUAGCAAGAAGCUCUGCCAGCAGCAGCGGUACACCAACGAUGAUCUCUACAAGCCCCGUCCAAUCCUUUCGCAGCGCUCUCGUCGUCGGGGCCUGGAUGCAAUCCUCUAGCUAACGAGUGAACUGUUAUCGGAAACAAUAAAAAGCAAUUGUUGUUAAUGCAUUUGACAUAAAAAAAUACAAAUAUCUUCUUUCAUCCGUUUAAUGGGCCUUUUUGUUUGCCAAUGAGUUUGCUUCCGCUUUGUUUUCGUUUGAAUUCUUUAACAAUAAAAUUUUAAUUUUAGAGCUACACCUUACAGUUUAAUAAUCGCUGGUGUAGCAUAUCCACAUAUAUAUAUAUAUAUAUAUAUAUAUAUUAUGCAUAUAUAUAAACAAAAAUAACAGUGAACGUAAUAAUAUGAUGUAGUAUUUUAUAAUUUUGGGGAACUCCGGUUGGUCUUGACCCUGGCACUAGACAGCGAUUGCUUCUCGAGGAUUGAAAACUACCAUAUAGCACUGAGACAAAAGAUAAUGUGUGAUGAUUAAUUAAAAAAGACUGCAGCGGAUGAACUAAAUCGUACAGCUAUCAGUAAUCGCAGUCAAGUGCCUGGCAAAAGGACAAAGGAAAGACAUAGCUAGGCUACUACUCCACUAUGCGGCUGGCUAAUUAGUAUUGGGUAAAUAGAUUGGGCAAUCUGAAGGGGAGACGUAGUUCUCUGAGAGCUGUAUCUGCGGUUCGUUAUUUUUUGUAACAUCUCAGUUUGAAGAUUUAAGGUGUAAUUUGAUUACAAAUUAUUGAAUUUUCUUCUCGCGCGGGUGUGCUUUACAUUUUUGCUCUUGAUUUCUUUACAACGAUCAACAUAAAUAUAUGCAUAUAUACUUUGAAACUUGUUUAAAAAAAAUAUAUAUAUAAAUGUAGUAAAUCAAAGGUUGUAAUACAUAGGUAAUAGUAUUUUACAAUAGGGUUUUCUCAUUUCGAAAUAACAUAGAUACAGUAUUAUCAUUAGCAUAUACUUUUUAACAAGAAUUUCGCACUUUGUCUAAAACUGUCUUUGAGUGUGUGUUUUUGUGUGUGUGUAUGUGGGGGGUGUUUAUAGUAUGUG
Drosophila eugracilis is the source of this 4287-nucleotide messenger RNA. RefSeq names its product biorientation of chromosomes in cell division protein 1-like 1 (gene BOD1). Lineage: Eukaryota; Metazoa; Arthropoda; Insecta; Diptera; Drosophilidae. The transcript has 4 exons. The coding region runs from base 125 to 3316 and encodes 1063 amino acids. The record is from RefSeq and is a predicted model, not a curated record.